Pyricularia grisea is the source of this 1071-nucleotide messenger RNA. RefSeq lists its product as uncharacterized. The record is from RefSeq and is a predicted model, not a curated record. Gene Ontology annotation, molecular function: nickel cation binding. The transcript is spliced from 2 exons. NCBI's taxonomy places the organism in Eukaryota, Fungi, Ascomycota, Sordariomycetes, Magnaporthales, Pyriculariaceae. The coding region runs from base 106 to 1071 and encodes 321 amino acids.
UUAUUUUCAAGUAGACUAUAUGCCACUAGUUACAGCCGAACACAAGCGGUUCUCUUUGUUUUUCUGUCUGUUCAAUCGCCCGAGAUAUCCUUAUCAUCACCCACAAUGCACCUAGAACAAGAACCAGGCAUCCCUGGUCUAGAUUCAGGCACAGUACAAUCCGAUUACGGAGUCUCAGUUAUGGAAACCAACUCCAUCGAAGCAGAGAUUCAUCGCCUUGAAGCCGAGCUGGAAGAUGCACGACGAAGACUAGAUGCAAAAAGGCCACGCGCUGUGCGCAAACGAACCCCUCCAUCACCGAAUUCACUCACAGCCCCCUUCCUCCCUCCUUCAACGCACCACCUACUCCUACUCACCGACUCUGCCCUACCCCUGGGCGCCUUUGCCUUCUCCUCCGGCCUGGAGUCGUUCCUCGCCCACAGUCCCAAACGUCCCGCAUCAUCACCGUUCUCCACCUUCCUCCCUCUCUCCAUCUCCUCGUUCGCAUCCACCACCCUCCCCUUCACCCUAGCCGCCCACCGCGACCCUUCUCGUCUGCUCUACCUGGACGACGCCCUCGACGCCUCCCUGGUGUGCACCGUCGCGCGCCGCGCCAGCGUGUCGCAGGGCCGCGCGCUGAUCGGCCUGUGGGAGCGCUGCUUCGCCCCGUCGCUCCCGCCGGACCGGGACAUUGCCGAGUACGUGGCGGCGGUCAAAGCGCCGGCGCGGCAGCACAAGCCCGUCGACUGCAUCACCAACGCGCCGCCGAGCCACCUGCCACGCGCCGCGGCGCAUCUCGCCCCGCUUUUCGGUGCCGUUUGUGCCGCGGCCGGCUUGUCGGCGCAUCAGGCCGCCUUUGUGCUGGUCCUGGGCCACGUCAAGGCGUUGGCGUCGGCGGCCGUGCGUGCCGGCGUCUUUGGUCCCUACCAGGCCCAGCGGCUGCUGGCUGGGGAUGAGGUACGGAGGCUGGUCGACCUUGCAGUGCAGAGAGAGUGGGAUACCGAGGUUGAGGACGCGUGCCAGACGGUGCCGGUGAUGGAUUUGUGGGUUGGACGGCACGAGUUGUUGUAUUCGCGUAUUUUCAACAGUUGA